This is a messenger RNA of Colletotrichum karsti, 1560 nucleotides long. Its product is annotated as sugar transporter. Gene Ontology annotation, biological process: carbohydrate transport; transmembrane transport. The transcript has 5 exons. The coding region runs from base 1 to 1560 and encodes 519 amino acids. Gene Ontology annotation, molecular function: carbohydrate:proton symporter activity. Gene Ontology annotation, cellular component: membrane. The record is from RefSeq and is a predicted model, not a curated record. NCBI's taxonomy places the organism in Eukaryota, Fungi, Ascomycota, Sordariomycetes, Glomerellales, Glomerellaceae.
AUGUUUCGGAAAUCGAAAGAUAAUGGCAUCAAGAGCAAGGGCAUCAGCCCCGAGCUCGAGGCUGUACUCCCCAAAGACGGCCUCCCCUGGUACAAGAAGUCGCAUCUGCGGUUGCUCAACUACUACUGUGUCUUCUUGGGUCUUCUGUGCGCCGCCAACGGAUACGAUGGCAGUAUGAUGUCUGGUCUUCUCGCCUUGCCACAAUGGAUGGACUUCAUGGACCAGCCGAAGGGUGCCUGGUUAGGCUUUAUCAACGCUAUUCAGUCUCUGUCAACUAUGCUGGCAUAUCCCGCCGUCGCGUACUUCGCCAACCGAUGGGGACGUAAGAAGGGUCUGUUCGUCGGCUACACGUUCCUCUUCCUCGGAUCCUUGCUUCAAGCUUUCUCGCCAAACAAGACCGGAUUCAUCCUUGGGCGUCUUUUCAUCGGUCAGCCAAGUGCGUGGUGGGGCGGUCUUGCUCCUCUACUCAUCACUGAACUUGCCUACCCGACGCAUCGUGGAGUUCUCACAGCACUGUACAACUGUGGCUGGUUUGUUGGAAGCUCUCUGGCUGCUUGGGUAACAUAUGGUACUCGAAACUACGCCAGCUCAUGGGCAUGGCGCAUCCCAUCCCUUCUUCAGAUUGCGAUCCCGCUCGCCGUUUUGCCCGCCGCUCUCCUGGUCCCCGAAUCACCCCGAUAUCUCAUUUCGAAAGGACGAUUGGCCGAAGCCCGAAGCGUUCUCACCAAGUUCCACAGCGGCGGCGACGAGAACUCCAUACUGGUCGACUUUGAGAUGACUGAGAUCGAACGGGCCAUCGAAGACGAUAAGAAGGCUGGCGAAACCUCUUCCUGGGGAGAAAUGUUCAAGACGCCCGGAAACAGACACCGUGCUUUUAUCUCAAUGACGCUGGGUCUCUUUGCUCAAUGGAACGGAGUCAACGUUGUCAGCUACUACCUUCCGGAUGUCCUGAGGGCCGUCGGCAUCAACUCGGUUACCGAUCAAACGCUCAUUAGUGGAUGCUUGCAAAGCUGGAACCUGGUCAUGGCUGUCUCGGCCGCCAUCUCAGUUGAGCGAGUAGGACGCCGGAAGCUGUUUCUCACCAGUUGUUUCGGCAUGCUCACCAACUACAUUAUCAUCACGGGAUUAUCGGGUGGCUUUGCUGCCACAGGAAAGGGCCCUGUCGGUCUGGCAGUGGUGCCCUUCUUAUACAUCUACUACAGCUUUUACGAUAUUGCCUUCACGCCUCUCAUCGUCUCCUACCCUGCCGAAAUCUGGCCCUACCAGCUCCGUGCUCGCGGCACAGCUCUGACCCAAAUGACGACCUACCUGGGUAUCUUCUUCAACGUUUUUGUAAACCCAAUUGCAAUGGAUGCCAUUGGGUGGAAAUACUACCUGGUUUUCGUCGUGAUUCUCAUCAUUGGCACGAUCAUCAUCUACUUCUUCUACCCUGAAACUAGAGGGCACACCCUGGAAGAGAUGGCAGUUAUCUUCGAUGGCGAUGAAGCGAGAGUUACCGACUCCGUCGGUCGCUCAGACGACAAGGGGGCAAUUGUUUCUCAACAUCAUGAAAGCGCCUGA